Molecule: messenger RNA, 1002 nt
Organism: Trichomonas vaginalis G3
Lineage: Eukaryota; Parabasalia; Trichomonadida; Trichomonadidae
Product: l-lactate dehydrogenase
Exons: 1
Coding region: 1-1002 (333 amino acids)
Biological process (GO): tricarboxylic acid cycle; oxaloacetate metabolic process; malate metabolic process
Molecular function (GO): L-malate dehydrogenase (NAD+) activity
Source: RefSeq, a predicted model, not a curated record
AUGAGUGAAGCAGCACAUGUUCUUAUCACUGGCGCAGCAGGACAAAUCGGUUAUAUCCUUUCCCAUUGGAUCGCCAGCGGUGAAUUAUACGGUGAACGCCCAGUUUAUCUCCAUCUUUUCGAUAUUCCACCAGCCAUGAACAGACUUACAGCUCUUACAAUGGAAUUGCAAGACUGUGCAUUCCCACAUCUUGCAGGCUUUGUUGCCACAACAGAACCAGAAGCAGCUUUCAAGGAUAUUGAUUGCGCAUUCUUAGUUGCAUCAAUGCCACUCAAGCCAGGCCAAGUCAGAGCAGACCUCAUCAGCUCCAACAGUGUUAUCUUCAAGAACACUGGUGAAUACCUCUCACAGUGGGCCAAACCAACAGUCAAAGUUCUUGUUAUUGGUAACCCAGAUAACACAAACUGCGAAAUCGCAAUGUUACAUGCCAAGAACCUUACAGCCGACAACUUCAGCUCCCUCAGCAUGUUAGAUCACAACCGUGCUUACUACGAAGUCGCUUCAAAGCUCGGUGUCGAUAUCCAUGACGUUCAUGACAUCAUUGUUUGGGGUAACCAUGGUGAAUCAAUGGUUGCUGAUCUUACACAGGCUACUUUCACAAAGGAAGGCAAGACACAGAAAGUUGUCGAUGUUCUCGAUAAGGAAUACGUUUUCGAUACUUUCUUCAAGAAGAUCGGACACCGUGCUUGGGAUAUUCUUGAGCAUCGUGGCUUUACAAGCGCUGCAAGCCCAACAAAGGCCGCUAUCCAGCACAUGAAGGCUUGGUUGUUCGGAACAAAGCCAGGAGAAGUCCUUUCUAUGGGUAUUCCAGUUCCAGAAGGAAAUCCGUACGGAAUUAAGCCAGGAGUUGUCUUCUCAUUCCCAUGCAACGUUGACAAGGAAGGCCACAUUCAUGUUGUCGAUGGCUUCAAAGUUAACGAUUGGCUCCGUGAAAAGCUCGAUUUCACUGAAAAGGAUCUUUUCCACGAGAAAGAGAUCGCUUUGAACCACCUCGCAGAGUAA